Molecule: messenger RNA, 1275 nt
Organism: Rotaria socialis
Lineage: Eukaryota; Metazoa; Rotifera; Eurotatoria; Philodinida; Philodinidae
Source: the annotation of a GenBank genome assembly
AUGUUUUCUUGUCGUAAAAUAAAAGCACGAUCAAAUCGUCUAUACUAUAUCAUUAUCCUUUUUGUAUUUAUUUUUCUUAUUUCAAAUAUUAUUUAUAAAAUACUACUAUUCAAUCCAUCACGAUUACAGAACUGUUCAGAAUUAUGUCGUCACUCAAGUAUAUUGACUAAUGAGUCGCUUGAAUUCGAUUCAUUGUAUCCUAUUCGACAUUAUCCAAACUUUGUUUGUCCACAAAAUUUUCGCAAUCUAGCUGAUUGGGUUUAUGGUUGGCCUGAUCAAUUUGGUGAGCAUAUAGAAAAAACAACUGAUCAAGGAAAAAUUAUUGCUCCCUGUUUGCUACCGGGUAGUAUUAUCUAUGUUCGCAUAUGGGUUAUAAAUGAAUUCUUCGAAUUUGUUUAUCCAUAUUUACAAAAUAAAUUUGUAUUAGUUACUGGUGAAGGUGAUAUGUCAUCACCGGUUCAUAUGGAAUAUCUUGAAAGCUUUGAUUCAAAAAUAAUUCAUUGGUUUGGACAAAAUGGGCAAUAUGAUGUAUCGAAAAGUAAAAAAUUUACUCAUAUACCAAUUGGUAUUAAUUGCUUUGAAAUGGCCGAUGCUAUUGAAAAAAUAUAUUCUAAACAAAGACUUGAUAUAGUGCCUUCUGUAUUCAAUGAUUUGGAUGAACCAUCAAGUUAUAUUCAACCAAAAGAUGUAUCAAAUCGUGUACAAUCUACAAAGGUAGAAAAUAAGAACUUGGUAUUGAUUAAUUUUGACCCAGGCACUGAUAGAACUGGUUUUCGUUCACGUAUCUGGAAAAAAUUAUGUUUGAAAAAAUAUCGCCUGAAUUAUACAUUUGUAAAAUGUUUCACAAAAGAAGGUGGUGUUCAAAUAGACGAUCUACCUAAAAUAUACGAACGCAAUCGUCAGUAUCCAUUUUGGUUAUCACCACGAGGUAAUGGUCUUGAUUGUCAUCGAACAUGGGAAGCACUUUAUCUUGACAUUAUACCAAUUGUAUGGAAUAGUUCAUUAAAUGUUCUCUAUGAAAAUUUGCCAGUGGUUAUAAUAAAUGAUUAUCAAGAAUUAAAUGAAUCAUUUCUAUAUGAAAAGUUAAAUGAACUAUCAAAACAGAAAUUAUCAAAACUUAACACGUAUCAAUUUGAAAAAUUACGUCAUGCUUACUGGCGUCGUUUAAUAUUAAAGAAAUCAAGGCAUCAAAGCAAAAGAGAUAUUUAUCUACGUAAACAGCAAUGCUGGAGAGCUACGAAUACAAUGAAUUGGAGACGGCUAAUACCUAUUUAA